AUGGCCAUUUUCUAUUGCUUUCCGGAACCGGAAACGCUGUACGAAUGCGUGAGUCUCAUUAGCCGACUGCAGUUCGCACUGUGCUGCAGCGGCUUCUUUGAGCGCGGCGGCCGCUUUGUAAUGAACAAAUGGACGCGCCUCUAUUCGCUGAGCUGCGCCUGCCUGGCCGUGCUGGGCCUGGCCGGCACGGUGCACAUCCUGAUGCAGAACCAGCUGCUGCGUCAGCGUGUGCUGCGGCUGGACAAGCUGGUGCUGAGCAUCAUGUGCCUGGAGCUGGUCAUCUCGACGCUUGUGUUCCUCUUCACAAUGCUAUCGCUGCAGGCCUGGGCACAGCGAAAUUUGCGCAUCUACCAGCGGCUGGCCGAGCUGGACAAACAGUUGAUCGGGCAUUUUGGAGCACGGCUCAACUAUAGGAAGCUGCUGCGCAAGCACAUGCUGGUGCUCUCCAUGGUCGCCGUGCUGUACUUUGGGGCUGUGAACACGGGCCUGGCGAGCCUGGCCAAGGGUCGUCAGCUGGGCAUUGUGGUGCCCGCCGCUUUGUGUUACCUGAUCAUAACCAGCGGGCCGCAUUUGACGGGCUUUGUGCACAUGAGUCUGGCCGAGCUGCUCGGCAUACGGUUUCGCCUGCUGCAGCAGCUGCUGCAGCCGCAGUUGCUCCACAGGCGCUUUGGCGGACAGCCGCAGCUGCUGGAGCGACGCGUUUGCAGCCUGGUCGAUAUGGUCAAAGAGCUACACUAUCUGAUACAGGAAAUCAAUAGGGUCUACAGUCUCAGCUUAUGGUCGGCCAUGGCGCACGACUUUACGCUCAGCACCAGCGAGCUCUACAUCAUAUUCGGGCGCUCCAACGACAACAACAACAAUAACAACAGCAAUGAGCCGGGGGACGACAUGAGCCUCAUGCUGCUCGGGUUUCUGUCCAUCUGCCUGCUGGUGCCCUUCUACAAGAUGCUCAUCGGGCCAGUCUACUGCAGCCACAGCGUGGACGAGGGACGCAAGUGUCUGCAUUUGCUGGAACAGUUGGAUGAUUGGUUUCCGGAAAGCGUCGCCAUCAGGCAGCUGGUCGAGUCCAUUAUGCGCUGGCGUGUGCAGUUCAAAAUCGAAUUCACCAGCGGCACGGGCACGGUGCUCAACAAGACCGUGAUUACGCUGUACACGUCCAUUGUGUUCAACUAUUUGCUGGUGCUCAUCUCUUUUGCCAUGAUACAGAAACUGGGCGAGCAGGUCGAACAGCAGAAAGUCGCGCUGCAGGAUUGGAUAGGCAUUUAA
This is a messenger RNA of Drosophila novamexicana, 1266 nucleotides long. It is a transcript of the gene Gr57a, whose product is annotated as putative gustatory receptor 57a. The record is from RefSeq and is a predicted model, not a curated record. Gene Ontology annotation, biological process: sensory perception of taste. NCBI's taxonomy places the organism in Eukaryota, Metazoa, Arthropoda, Insecta, Diptera, Drosophilidae. Gene Ontology annotation, cellular component: membrane. Bases 1 to 1266 code for a protein of 421 amino acids. The transcript is spliced from 2 exons.